Messenger RNA from Durusdinium trenchii, 8088 nucleotides. NCBI's taxonomy places the organism in Eukaryota, Dinophyceae, Suessiales, Symbiodiniaceae. The record is from the annotation of a GenBank genome assembly.
AUGGCCUACGCUGGUAGCAUCCUCACCGAUCGGCACGGAGUGCCGCAGUAUAGCGGCGAGGCAGAGCUUUUUGAAGAAUAUGAAGAACGAGCUUGGGAUUUGUUCCACGGCCGUGAAGGCCAGGACGCACUUCAGAUCGCCACCCCUGUCCAUCUUCGAGCAGGUCUUUCCGGCGCAGCCUAUGAGUCGGUCCGGAAGCUAGAGCAUCCAAAGCUGAAGACGAAAACCUCAGAGGGAAAACCAACGGAUGCCGGGAUGAAGUUGUUCAUCCAAACGCUGAAGGACAGCAUAGCAGCCGAGCUCCCCGUCAAGACGAGUGAACUGUUCUUCCAAGCCUUCUACUCCCCGAAUGUCUGGAGGAAGAACAACGAGACGAUGCAGCAGUACAUCGUUCGACGGGAGCAGGACUUUCGAAGGUUGGAGGAGAAUGCGACUGGAACCUCCGUCCCUGAGCAGAUCCGGGCGAUGAUGCUCCUAUGUUUUGGAGGCCUGGAUCCCAAGGAACAGACAAGCAUCCUGAGUUCCUGCAACAACACGUACGAGUUCCAGAAGAUCGCACACGCGAUGAGGAUCCAGUACCCCAACUCUGCCGGCAAGCCCGUGAUCCGACGAGAUUAUCUUGGUGCACGCAGCUCAGGCCAACCUCUCCAGUCACAGCACUUCCGGGCCAAGUGGCGAGGCAGGCUCGACCAUAAGACCAGACAGGUCCUGGCAGUCGAGGAUGAACCUGACUUCACCCCUGCAGAUGAGGACGCAUACUACGAGGACGAUGAGGAGUACCAGGUCGCUGAUGAUGAAGAAGCGUUCCAAGGGUACAGUGAUGAUGAACUCAUGGAUGCUCUGUUGAGCGAGUUCCCUGACUUCGAAGAAGAUCCUCACGUCGCAGAAGCCUUUGCAACUGUGGCUCAACACCGCUUCAAUAAGAAGAAGAAGUUUGGUGGAAGGCCUACCCCCUCAUCGAGCCCUACUACAAGUGCUGGACAACAACUUGGCUUCACAGCCAAGGGAGAGAUGAGCUUCUCCGAGAAAGCUCGUGACCAGCGGCGCACUGCCGUCAAGUUCCUCAAGUCAGUGACACCUUGCACAGUCUGCCAUCAGAAGGGUCACUGGGCCGGUGAUGCUGAGUGUCCUGCAUCCCGGAAAGGCAAGGGAAAAGGGAAGGGGAAGCCAUCGGCAAAGAAGAAACCCCAAAAGGUGGCAACCACCCUGUUCGUCUCUCAUGGCCAUGAACCUGAGGACAACCCUGCCGAGGAGACUGCACUUUGCGCUGAAGCUGAGCCUCAGGAGUGCUACAUCUCGGAACCCGUCACCGCUCCUGAGGACAAUGACCCCGCACAGAAUUCGUACGACCCUGCCGGUUUCUUUGUCCCUGAGAUUGAGUCGCUCCCUGACACUUCCUAUGGCAUGUACCUCUUGGCUCACUACACCAUGAACUCCAAGAAGGUUGCCGAGGUGUCCCGCGUGAAGAUCGACUAUGGAAACCAGCCGGUCAAGCGUCGCUCAAAAGUCGCCUUCAGCCACGUUUGCGAUGAGUCUGAAGAGGACGAAGGUGAGUCAUUGAUGACACUUCAUUGCCCAAAGCUAUGUGAACACUCCAGCUACACCGGUGGCUCCGAGAGGAAAUACCACCGAGGUGCCAAUGGCCACACUCGUCACGUGACCUGCAAGGAGUCUGAAUGCAACAAGACUGUUAUCGUUGGCCACCGAAAAGAAGCUGUUGAACUCUGGGGCUACUUCAUCCAGAUCCUCAUGUGCACCAAGUGGGGGCAAGAAGCUAGGUCAGCUGGACUGUUCCGUCGAGUUGGACAAGUUCGUGAUGAGUAUGAUCAAGAAGUUCGCCGUGACAAGGCACUGACCAUGGCGCCCUCAGCACCUGCAGCAGCUUCCAUUGCCAGAAGGACAACAAGAAAGACUGCUGGCCCGAUCCCUGACUCACCGCAUGAUGAUGGCUGGUCUCUUUGCGAUGGUGCCUCUGGUGGCUAUCCUUCGCCAUCCUCACCAUCAAGCAACGCAACUUCUGCUCCGAGAGUUGCCAAGAUUGUCCGAGCCACUCGACAGCGUGUCUGGCUCUAUGGCAUUAUGAUUGCACCCGAUGUUGAUCUACCACCUCUACCUGAGUUGGCUUCAGAGGACAUGGACAUCCUUCAGCCAUUGCCACAUGAUGAAGAACAGAUCAACGACGGUGGCCCCUUUCAAGGUCACUACUUUCGCGAUGUGGCAGAGUCUCUUGCCUCCGAGGGCUACUGCAAGUCCGUGAUGGGACAUGUUCUCCGCAACGAGCCAAGCGGCCCAGAGAUUUUCCGAUUUGCCUUCUACCUCUAUGGCCGACUUCGACUCGUCAAGGCAUCAGCUGAGCGGAUGACCAAACCGUCAAAAGAAGAAGGUGAAGCCAAGGGAAAGAGGUCAACUGACCCAGAUGACAUGAAGGCCGUCCGCAAGAUCCUCGCUCCCCUGCAGUAUGACAUCGACGAUGGCAACACCGUGAAUGUCCAUGAGUGUGAGGUGAUGAUGGUCUCUCCGGAUGAGGAGAGUUAUGCACUGUCCGCUGAAGAUCCUCCAGGACUCGCCAUCUUGGACUCCGGCUGCACGAGGACAAUGCACGGCAAGUCUUGGGCCGAGCAAAUGGAGAAGGAACUCGUGAGCCGUGGCCUUUCCUCUUCCAAGCGCGUCAAGAACCAGAUCUUCAGAGGCAUUGGCGGCAAGAUUGAGUCAAAACAUGUCCGAGUUUUCCCAGUCGGCAUCUACAAGGUCCAUGGAGAGAUCCACAGCGCAGAGACUCCAGGCAAUACUCCACUCUUGCUCAGUCGCCCCUUCAUGGAAGAGCUUGGAGCUGUGAUCAAUUUGGCCGACCAGACGAUCUCCUUCCUCAAGGUCAACGUCCACAACAAGCCACUGCUGAAGACAGCAAAAGGGCAUCUUGCCUUGAACCUCCUCGACUUCAAUGAGGAGAAGCUGGACGAGUUCGUCAGCGAUGAUGAAGAUCAGCACGGAACUGAAUCCACUACUGCUCAACAUCAUGUUCAGCAUCCCCCGGGUUUGGCGGAGGAGGCCAGCCCGACUGAAGAAGAAAUCCGUGCAUUCGAGAAAGAAGUCCUCGCUGACUAUGACUACCCUCGCGACUAUGGUGGCCAGAAUCCUGAUGAUGUCCAUGACCACGAAGACUGGACCGCUUCUCUCCGAGAAGACGUCAAGGAGUACCUCGAUCCUGAUGGCAACUCCCAUGACUGCCAUUUCGUCUGCGAGGAUGAGUCCCUCUUUGCUUCCAUCGCCAAGGACGAGUACAUCACUCGAAAGACGACCAACAAGAAAUGGAAGCGAAUCUGCGGUAUGGAGGCUGCACUACAAGGAGAAGAUUUUCUUCACCGUCGUGCCAUCCAAGGUCAACCUCACAAGGUUCCUCGACGACCACCUUCAGGUCGAGUCUGGCUCAAACAACUCUUUGCUGGACAGAUGGGACUGACCAUGAUGGCAGUGCUCCUUGGACUGACGUGCGGUGUGCCUCUUGAUUUCACUGCAAAUGAGUGGGACGCCACUACUUCAAAAGGUCGCAAGCAGCUCCACCACGAUCUCAUCCAAGAGGACCCCUAUUUGCUGGUGAUCACACACCCCUGUGGCCCGUGGGGAAAUUGGAGUCGUUUCAAUUUGGCAAAAGGUGGAACAGCCGCAGUCACCAUCGAGCAUCUUCGAGCUGAAGGUCGUGAAGUGCUCAAGACUGUCAACAAGACCGUGAAAGACCGCAUCAAGGCCCAACGGCAUGUGUUUUUGGAACAGCCACUCGGCUCACAGAGUCUUGAAGAACCUGAAAUGGCCGAUGUCCGCCGACUACUUGAUGAAGGCAGCCUCAUGUUCAUCAAGGUUGAUGGCUGCAUGGUUGGCUACAAGGACUCUGAAUCAGGUCUCCCACACAAGAAACCUAGCUACUAUGUGACGAGCUUGGUGUCUGCUGAAACACUGUUUUCCACAUGUCACUGUGAUGGUUCACACCAGCAUGAGAUCCUCGAAGGUGCCAACAAGUUUGGAAGUCGCACUGCUCAAGCUUCCGUUUGGCCCCAUCAGUUGAAUGAGAUGGUGAUCACAGCAAUGCUGCAACAACGUGAGAUCGAAACAACUGCUUUCCGAGGUGUUCAUGAAGCAUUCCCUGCAGAAGCUCCUUCCACUCCAGCAAGCGCACCUCAGCAAAAGAGGCGAAAACCAAGACGAGGCAAGCAGGCAAUCCUCAUGGACCAGUUUGCUGCACCUCCCGUCUAUAUUCGACCUCAAGCACUACCUGAGUUGUUGGAUGAAGAUCCUGAUGUCCCUGAGGACGAGGAUGCACCUCCGCUUGAAGAUCAAGAAUAUCGAGCUCACGUCGCUGCAGGACUAGAUCCCGCUUUGAGCAUAUCAGAAGCCCAACGUCGUCAAGAAUGGCUUCAAGUGAACCCAGAGCUCCGAAGAGUUUUGCGAGUCCUCCACGUGAACUUUGGUCAUCCGACAAACACCACGUUGCUCAGGAUCCUCAGGAGGCAACAAGCUCGACCUGAAGCCCUGAGAGCAGCUGCACUGCUUUCUUGCGACUCCUGUGGUGAGAGCAUACGUCGCCGACGACCUAAACCAGUACGACUCCCUGGCGACUACACCUUCAAUGCCCACCUGUCGCUCGAUGUGUUCUACUGCAGAGAUGCUGAGAACAAGCAAUUUUCCUUUUUGAACAUCAUCGAUGAGGGCACAUCUUUCCAAGUGGUCACUUGCCUCGGUGAAUCUCAAGGACCACCAGCUUCACGUGCCGUGCUCCGUCAUUUCCUUACUGCAUGGUCAUCUUGGGCAGGUCUUCCUAGAUCCAUCCAGGUGGACCGAGGACGUGAGUUUCUUGCCCACUUCGCCGACUACUUGAAGCAGUUCGGAGUCGAACAGGAGGUCAUGCCACUUGAGGCGCCUUGGAAACAAGGCAAGGUCGAGAAGGCCGGCGGCAUUUGGAAAGAGCUCAUGAAGAAGGUAGUUCACGAAAGCCAAAUCACUGGACUCCAAGACAUGAUCAUCGCCACUGCCAUCGUCACUCAGAUCAGGAACGCACACCCCAGAGCAAAUGGCUAUGCUCCAAAUCAAUGGGUGCUUGGCAUUCCAGAAGUCAGAAUUCCUGGCAGUUUGAGGAUUGAUGAUGAUCAAGAACGGCUUGAACUUCUCGAAGCAGCUGACAACCCUCAAUCGGCUAUGGCAAGAAACCUGGCUCUGCGAGAGACAGCUCGAAUCUGCCAGAUCAAGUUGGACACCGACAGCCGUGUGAGAAGGGCAUUGCUGCAUCAGUCAACACCCACUCGUGGUCCAUUUCCAAUCGGUGCCUAUGUCUACUUCCUCCGUCAACAACAAGGUGCCGACAGCAGAGGAUUCAAAUGGUAUGGUCCAGCAAGAGUGAUUGGCGUUGAGAUGAGAAAUCAAAAGAGAGGUCAAGAAGAUGAGAUUCCCACCGGCGGAGGACAACCUCAUUCCUAUUGGGUACGCUAUGGCCCAUCAGUUGUCCUGGUGACUGGCGAGCAACUUCGUUUUGCAAGUGAAGAUGAGUUGGUUGCUGCCCACGUCGUGCCACAAAGCGUUCUGGAACCAGAGUACACCAAAGGUGCCCGGAACUAUGUCGACCUCCGGCAUCAUGCUAUCCCAAUGAUUGAGCCUGGUCCAGAUGAACAAGAACAACUUGAGGAUGAGGAACUUCAUGAACCACAUCAGUCAGGUCCAAUUCCAUUGCCACUUCCAGCAGCCGCAGCAGAGUCACCGUCACUGCCAUCAGGCAUUAAGAGAGCAGAGGCCAUCGGAUCCACAGAUCCUAUCUCUCCAACAAGAAGCACAAGACCCAGAACAGGUCCAUCACCCACUGAUCAUUCCAGUGGAGCUUUGCCACCAGUCCCAGAAGAUGAUGACCUGGAAGAGCCAGUGCCUGGCCACUCCUUUACACAUGUGCCUGAGACACCUCCGGUGCAAUCUGCUGGACAAGGGCAUGGAGAUCUCCAACAUGCCAUGCAGACUCCAGACAGGCUUGACGGACAUCCACUACCGCCACAGCCUGGACCUGUGAGAGCAUCUCGAGGACACACACUCCAAGGUCCAUACUAUGUUGAAGAUGGCACUCCAAAUGUCUUCCCGGACCUCAACACUGCUGUACGGAACCUCAGAUUGCUCCGCAUGGCUGGUGACAUCAGCAAUGACAGCGAAACUGAAGAUGAUGAAGCGAUUGAUGAUGUCUCGCACCACAACCUCAAGAAUGACGUGCUGCAGAAUGAUUCCUACCUCACUGGAGCAGCAGUCCGAACUGAGGUGAACAUCUUUGAGCUGCCGCCUGAGGACAGACUGAAGUUUGACGCAGCUAUGGCAAAAGAAUGGGCAUCCUGGCAAAAGUUCAGCGCUGUUGAAGUUCUCACUGAAGAGCAGGUUGAAGCGCUGCCCGGUGAUACCAAGAUCAUCGGAACAAGAUGGGUUCAUGUCGACAAGAACAAGAAGCCCAGACUGCUCGCCGCUGCUAUGUCAAAGAAGACAAAGAAAACCAAAGAACAGAUCCAAAAGGAGUUUCCCUUCGAAGCAAAGUCUCGCAUCGUCGUUCAAGGACAUCAAGAAGAAGAGACUGGGAUCCGUUCUGAUUCGCCCACAGCCUCGUUGCUUGCAUUCAACCUCAUUUGCUCCAUCUCCGUCUUGCAAGGUUGGCCAUUGGUUGCGUGCGAUGCCUCGACAGCCUACUUGCAGUCAAAGGGGAUCAGCCGCUUGCUGAUUCUCAGGCCACCUCGGCCGCCUCCACCUGGCAUACUGCCAACCGAUCUCCUUCGUGCCAAGGGCUCCAUCUAUGGCACAAGAGAUGCUGGAAGGUCAUGGUGGAAGAAGCUCUUCAAUGCCGUCAAGGCCCAAGGAUGGAAGAUGUCAAGCAUUGAGCAAGCCUUGUUUUACCUUUUUGUGGAUGGUUCUCUCUCCGGCAUCAUGGCUUCACACGUUGAUGACCUCUUCUGCACUGGAACCGGCGAGAAGUUCUUCGAAACGAUCAAGAUCCUCGAGAAGGAGAUCCACCUAAAGGUGAAGCAGGACGACUUCAGGUUCUGUGGAAAGAACGUCAAGCGCGUUGAUGGACGCAUUGAGCUUGACCAGUUUGAUGCCAUUGAAAGCAUCGAGUACAUCGUCCUGAAGAAAGAAAGGAGAACAACACCGAACGCCCCGCUCACUGAAGAGGAGAAGUCCGAGUUCAGGGGACUCAUUGGCUCCAUGGGUUGGGUGACCCGACAGACUCGUCCCGACCUCCUUGUCAACGUGAGCCUUGCAUCCCAGACCAUGGGAAAGCCUACCAUUCAGAACAUCAUUGACUUGAACAAGGCGGUGAAGAUGAUGAAAGAAACUUCAGAAGCGAAGUACAUCUUCAACCCCAACGAGAGGUUGACUUGGGACAACGUCAUUGUCUGCGUCUUCGCGGACAGUAGCUUUGCAAAUGUUGAGAUGAAGUCGCAAUGUGGCUACAUCAUCGGCCUCACCAUCCCCGAGAUCGCAAGUGGAGAAGAAGUUCCACUUUUGCUCCUGGAAACCUAUUCAGGAAGCAUCAAGAGGGUCUGCAGAUCAACGCUUGCUGCAGAGGCAAACGCCUUCCUGAUGGGCUCCGAAGCUGGUGACUAUGUCAGGUCACUGAUCCUGGAGAUGAAGCAUCCAGAGCUCUCCCUCAGCGACAUCGAGAAGGAGAUGGCUCGCCCUUUGAUGAUUGCCAUCACGGAUGCCAAAUCCCUCGAAAGUACGAUCACAAAAGAUGCAGGGCAACCGACCGACAAGAGAGUGAAGAUCCUAGUUUCCCAGGUGAAAGAGAUCCUCGGCUACACCAACUACGAUGACCAUAACGAGCAGGCCAUCUGGUGUGACACGGCACAGAUGUUAGCCGAUGUGCUGACGAAAGCUGGCUGUGAACGUGAGCCGAUCCUCCAAGCCAUGGCAACGAGCAUGUGGCGACUCCGGCCCAGCGAAGAAGCUUUUGCCAGAAAGAUGGCGAUUCGAGCUGGGCGUCAUCGACGCAAGGCCGUGAAACGGUCAGAGACAGAUGCUGCCUCCAAAGCUAAGGAGGGGUCUGAAACAUCCAUGCAGGACAAGCAUAGCAGGUAA